AUGACGAUCCGCGCGGCAGCUGGACGCUUGGAGGGCAAGGUGGCUAUUGUCACGGGUGCCGGGUCAGGGUUCGGAUAUGGCAUUGCCUCCAAGUUCGUGGAGGAGGGCGCCAAGGUGGUCAUCGCCGAACUGUCCAAAGAGGCCGGUGAAAAAGCCGCCGCGCAACUAAACGGGACGUUCGUUUCCACGGACGUGACGAAACGGGAAUCUUGGGAGGCGUUGCUGCAAGCCACGCUCGACGCCUACGGCAAACUAGACAUCAUCGUCAAUAAUGCGGGCGCCACGUACAGCAAUAAACCCACGGCGGAUGUCACCGAUGCGGACUUUGAUAAGGUCAUGUCUGUCAAUGUCAAGUCGAUCUACUUGUCCUCCGAUGUUAUCGUCCCUUAUUUCAUUCAGAACAACCGGCCUGGUUCCUUCGUCCAGAUCUCUUCUACGGCUGCUCUGCGUCCUCGUCCCGGCUUGACAUGGUACAAUGCCUCCAAGGCGGCGGUGUGCACCGCCAACAAGUCUAUGGCCGUUGAGUAUGGACCCAAGAAGAUCCGGUUCAACUGCGUUUGCCCUGUUGUAGGGAGUACUGGAAUGACGCACUUGUUCCUAGGCAAGCCGGACACGGAGGAAAACCGAGCGGCGUUCGUGUCAACCGUGCCGUUGGGCCGUCCCAGCACUCCGGCCGACGUGGCCAAUGCCUGCAGCUUUUUGGCCAGCGACGAGGCCGACUUCAUUACGGGUGUGAAUUUCGAGGUGGACGGUGGACGUUGCGUCUAG
Messenger RNA from Aspergillus campestris IBT 28561, 768 nucleotides. Its product is annotated as oxidoreductase, short-chain dehydrogenase/reductase family. The record is from RefSeq and is a predicted model, not a curated record. NCBI's taxonomy places the organism in Eukaryota, Fungi, Ascomycota, Eurotiomycetes, Eurotiales, Aspergillaceae. The transcript is spliced from 3 exons. Bases 1 to 768 code for a protein of 255 amino acids.